This is a messenger RNA of Amoebophrya sp. A120, 1906 nucleotides long. NCBI's taxonomy places the organism in Eukaryota, Dinophyceae, Syndiniales, Amoebophryaceae. The record is from the annotation of a GenBank genome assembly.
GCUAGUCUUGUCGAUCCUAGAGUUAAGUGCUGCAUCUGAAGCCGACUUGGUUGCGCGACCGAAGCGCGGCCAGAGUGCAGGUCUCCUCGAGCUGGAGCCGUUUUCUCGUUCUUGUGCUAGUUUGAGUCGUUCCAAGGCGGCCGACUGUCUUCUUCUCUAUUCAGGAUGUCGUGGGGCGGCGGGGCCGACUCGCCGGUUGGCGCCGCAAUGGAAGCAGCAGUCGACGUCGCGCAGGUCGGGUUGAGCACCGCGCGCGCAUUCGCAACCGCGAGCCCUAUCCUCGGAACAACCGCGACGGUAUUGACCUUCGUGUUUCUGCUGUCAUACGUGCCCUACGCGCUUACCUGGCUGCGUUUCGUGGUCUACAUGAUUGUGUCCUCGGACGCAAAAGGGCUGAAAAAGGCGAAGCCCCCGAGCGCCGCGCAGUUGCAGGGGCGGGUGAUUCGCGAGCGGCAAGUGUACUUCCUGCGACACGGUGAGAGCGAGUGGAACUGGGUGUUUAACAAAAAACCCGUGGUCGCAGCACCUUUCAGGCUCGUCGUCGCGUUCGUCCGGGAACUUCUGCUCGGGUUUGCCGACUCGCUGUUCCUGGACUCCCCGCUCAACGGCGAAGGUAUACCUACCCUCUCUCCGAAGCCAAAGACCCGCCGGUCACGCGGUUCAGCUGCCAUCUAAGGCCAUGUACUCAUCAAAUGCUAGGCACACAUUUCUCGCACAGGCAGGGUUUGUCAUUGUGCAGGCGUCGCGAUCAAAAAAAUGGAAAUAUGAUCUCCCUAGGUCUGCGCCAGGCGUCAGAGAUGGCGGACGAUGUCGAGGCUAGGGUGCCCAGUGACGCGGAAUUUGUCACCAGUCCCCUGCGACGGGCAAUCUCAACACUGCUCCUCGCGUUCCCACGUCGUUUGCGCACGAAAAAAGUGCGAGUACUUCACUGCCUCCAGGAAAUAUCCCGGAACGUGGAUACAGCGAGUACAGCAAGAAUUAAUUUUCAAGAAAUCUCGGCCUGGUGUGCAUUCCGUCUGCUUUAGGUGCUUACUUCUGGAAAGGCAAAACGAACGCCCUUCACCCCCACUUGCCCCCACCCCACCCAAGGUAUGACGCAAGCCCGAGAGAUUCCGACCGUGAGCGCCGUGGAAGAGGCCAAGUACCCGGUGUGCGCGAGCAUGUACCGGCGGAACUUAGACGUGUCGCAAUUCGAUGGGAACAAAACGCUCUCACGGACGGGGUUGACGCGGCUUCGCGAAUUCGCGGGAGAGCGGGAGGGUUCAAACUCGGUUUUCCGCGGCACGGGCGCAGUAGAAAAGCCCCUCGUCGUCGCGGGGCACUCCUUGUGGUUCAAGCACUUCUUCAACCUGUACCUUCCACCCACCGAGGAGCCGGAGCUGGCAAUGCUCGCCAAAACGCGGAAAAUUGCUAACGGGGGUCUCGUAAGUUUCAAACUUCAGCUGUGCGUCUCGGACACGACCGGCCAGCCCUUCUGCCGCAUUCCGGCAGGCAGUAUCCACGAAGUCUACAAAGGCUUCGAGCGCCCUAGCAGCAAGAAAACCGCGUGAAGAAGUAAAACAAGAGGCCGCCGAGCGACAAAGUGCCUUCGGGGUAAUGCGGCCUACUUAUUUGUGGCUGCACUCAGACUCACUAUGCAAGAGCACUAGUUUAUGAUAUGCGAUGGAAGGUUUCCUGUGUUGAUAUGGGAUUGUGAAUGAAAUGGAGCAGAAUGUCAGAAAAUGAAACUGUAUCCAGGAAAUGAAAACAAAAAGUUAAAGUUUUUAAAAGACGUUCGGCUAACAGCGAAAUAAAAUAGGAUUGAUUCCCAUGCGCCGGCCUACUGAAGUGCACAGCGAUGACCUGGAUUGUGGCGCUUAUCCAUCAUAGACUACGGCGUAUCGAUUUAUUGAGCGUAGACUCGUUG